CCCGGAACUAUCUGGCUGCCAUUUGUUGAAGGUCAGAGUCUGAGAGUUGCUAGUUCGGUUCCUCCUCAUUCCUGUGGGGACUUUCUGACUUGACAAAAGAUGAACCAGCAUCAUAGAAACCUGCUGCAGAGAAACCGCGUACAGCUGGUGAAAAAACUGCAGCCCGAGCUCAUUUACGACUUUCUGACGGAGAAAGGCGUUUUCACCGACGACAUGAUAGAGGAAGUCAAGAAAUCAGGCACACGCAGGGACCAAGCCCGUCAGUUAGUAACUGAUCUGCAGACACGUGGAACAGGAGCAUUUCAUGCUUUUUUGGAAAGUCUGAAAGAAAGCAAGCAACAUGAGCUCUUUGAUCUACUGCAAGAGGGGCUGUCUAUCCAAAAUAACCCCUCCACCUUUGUUAGACCGGUUCAACCCAUGAAAAUAUAUAAUCCUGUUCAGCAGGACACCCAGAUUUCUCACCCAGUUCAAUGUUCAGACACUGAUAUAGGUCUUGCUAAGCCAACUAUAAAAAGACUACAAGAUGAUAUGAUUUAUAAAAUGGACGCUGACCCUUGUGGCUUAUGUUUGAUCAUCAACAAUGUGGAUUUCUUUCCAAGUAGUGGUUUGACAUGUCGCUCAGGUUCUGACAUCGAUUGUGAAAAUGUUGAAAAUCUCUUUAAGAAGUUACGGUUUGAGGUUAUUGUUAAAAGAAAUCUGACCAAGCACGUGAUGGUAAAAGAGCUGCAAAGUCUAGCUCUCAAGGACCAUACAGCUUUUGACAGUUGCGUUGUUGUUAUUCUUUCACAUGGUAGUCAGGCUCAGCAUAGACAAUUUCCUGGUGCAAUUUUUGGAGUGGAUGGGGGCCAAUCUCUGCCAGUACAGCAUAUUGUUAGUUACUUUGAUGGUUCACACUGCCCAACUUUGCGGGAAAAGCCCAAAUUAUUCUUCAUUCAGGCCUGUGGUGGUGAUUUGAAGGAUAAAGGAUUCAAGACAGCCGAGGAGGUGGCUAGCAUUCCUACUAUACUCUUUGAUUCUGUUAGCUUGCAGACUGAUGCAACUCCAUGUCCAGCAGAAGAUGAACCAGAUGCAGUAUCCAGCUUACCAACUCCCAGUGAUAUUUUGGUUUCAUAUUCUACUUUCCCAGGGUAUGUGUCAUGGCGAGAUAAAAAGGAUGGAUCUUGGUACAUGAAAACACUGGUGAAUAUAUUCAGUAAAUAUGCUCAUUCAGAUGAUCUACAAACACUUCUAACGAGGGUGACAAGAAGCAUUUCAGAAAAUGAGGAAGCUAAAGAGGCCAGUCUGAUUGACAGAUCAGGUGACCCCUCUACAUGGAGAACACAUCAAAGGAGGCUACAGCACAGGAACAGCAAGGGAACCUGCGCAUUGGAUAUGGAUAACAUCACAGUGGGAAGUUGGGAUAAUAUGUGUCAAUGGAGCAGAAAUGAAGGAGCAGGGCAGACAUUCAUGGAGAAGUGUCACCACAAGUAAACACACGAAUACUUU
This is a messenger RNA of Chiloscyllium plagiosum (whitespotted bambooshark), 1485 nucleotides long. It is a transcript of the gene casp9, whose product is annotated as caspase 9, apoptosis-related cysteine peptidase. Gene Ontology annotation, biological process: proteolysis; regulation of apoptotic process. Gene Ontology annotation, molecular function: cysteine-type endopeptidase activity. Lineage: Eukaryota; Metazoa; Chordata; Chondrichthyes; Orectolobiformes; Hemiscylliidae. The record is from RefSeq and is a predicted model, not a curated record.